AUGAGCAAUCAAUGGAUCACCUCUUUCAUUAUUGGCUUUAUAGCUUUAUCAAAUGCUACCGAAACUUUAAAAGAAUUUACCGCGAAACUUGAAUUUAAUGAUAAGAAAUCAAAUUAUGGACUAUUAGGAGAACAUUAUUCUCAUACAAUAGCCAGAUGUGCCAUGCUGUGUAAAAGGGAGUGUGUCUUCUUUGGUUUCAACUCUCAGUUGAAGAAAUGUCGUACCCACAAGAAAAGAUUACAUGUAACGUCUGGGAUGUCUGAUGAGGCCGGUUGGAGAUACUACUCGGAUAACUAUUUUUCUGCAAUGCCCAAAGAUUGUAAGGAUCUUCACGAGAAUGGUCAAACUACUACAGGGGUGUAUGAUAUAUACCCCUACAAUACCUUAACCAUUCCAAUAAGUGUCUAUUGCGACAUGGCGACCAUGGGUGGGGGAUGGACGGCCAUUCAGAAACGCGUUGACGGAACUCUGAGCUUUAACAGAAACUGGACGGAAUACAAAAAUGGUUUUGGUUCACCGGAACAGAAUGUCUGGGUUGAAUGGCACAACGCUGUAUGA
Molecule: messenger RNA, 558 nt
Organism: Saccostrea cuccullata (small rock oyster)
Lineage: Eukaryota; Metazoa; Mollusca; Bivalvia; Ostreida; Ostreidae
Product: ficolin-1-like
Exons: 4
Coding region: 1-558 (185 amino acids)
Source: RefSeq, a predicted model, not a curated record